CAUGGACAUGGAGACCACCCAUCCCCUUCGUCGCGUUCCCGUUUUACCCCGUCCACUCGUCGUGUGAAAGUGAAACGGCCGAGGGGCACAGCAGUCACUUGUCUUCGCUUCUCCCUCCGAGCACUCCUCCUCCUCCUCCUCAAUUCCCUGGGAGUCGCCAUCAUCACUUCUCCCUUGGAUUGGAUGGCAAUUCGCAUCUCCUAGCCGCCGCGCCUCCUCCACUCCUCUUUCAGUCCCAAGUCCCAACUCCCCUACCCCAUCCACCGCCACCAUGAGCCGCGAUCGCUACUUCCACCGCCUCCUCGACGUCGACGACGACCCUUUCUUCCCAUCCUUCCCCUUCCCUACCACCUCUUCAUGCCCCUACAUCUCCGCCUCCGCACCUCACCACCGCUUCCUCCUCGACGACCAGCCCUUCUACCCCACCUCCUGCCCGCUCGGCUUCACCUCCCCUACCCCCUCCCUCAUCGACACCUUCGACCUCGAUCUCCUCCUCCCGCCCCACGCCGCCGUCGCCACGCCCCGUUGCCCGGCCUUCGACUUCGACCCGUUCCUCCUCGACGCGCUCGGCCACCGCGUGUCCGCCCUCGAACGCGCGCUCGCCCUCACCCCCGCCCCCGCCCCCGCCCCGCCCCGCCGCAAGUACACCUACGCCGCCGAGGCCCACGGCAGGAAGGUCAAGUGGACCGCCGAGGACCGGCCCUCCGGCGGCAGGAACCUCAAGUGGGAGGCCGAGCUCAGGACGCCCCACCACGACGGAUUCGACCGCAAGUGGAAGUGGGAGUCCAAGGCGUCCGCCGCCGGCGCUGCCACCAAGGUCAAGUGGGAAAAGGAGAUCAAGGGCAAGGGCUUCCUCGAGCCUUGGUCCAACUCUUACUCCGUCGAGGAGACCUACGGUGACGAUGACCAUGAUGACGACAAGGAGAAGAAGCCUACUGAUGUUAAUGUUAAGAGGAAAGUCAAGGAGGACAAGCAGCAGCACAAGAAGGGCAAUGUGGAGAUCGUCGAGAUUGAGGAUAACACUGCCGGAUGCGUCGCCAUCAGAAAGGCUUUUGAAAUGAACCACUGCAAGGGCAAGAGGAAGGAACUUUCCCCACAAGAUGCCGCAUUGCUCAUCCAGAUGAACUACAGAGCGCACCUGGCCCAUCGCUCCCAGGUGCUCCGUUGCCUUCGCGACCUCGCUGUUGCAAAAGCCAAGCUCAAGGAGAUUAGGUCCUUCUUCUACAACAUCUCAUACCGCCGCCGCGUUGCACAUGACACUGAAGAGCGCCAGAGGUUUGCUGAGAAGAUCAUUGUCCUGCUACUGACAGUUGAUGCCCUUGAGGGACCAGACUACAUGGUCCGCAAUGCAAAGAGAUCCAUGCUUGAGGAACUUGAGGGGAUGCUGGAGAUCGUGGACCCUCAGCCACCAGGGAAGCCGAGGACGCUUAGCCGCAGGAAGUUUGAUCUCCCAGAAGGCGGAGCCAUCCCAAAGGAGAUGAGGGAUGGUGUUAAGAAUGUUGUCAGAAUUGUGGAGGAAGGCAAGUGAGGUGCAUCAGUAAUGACAUGCUUGUAGUUGUAAGUCAUGCGGACUAGAGUUUGUGCUGCUGCUGAGGAUUCCCCUGUUCAGAUGUUUGCUAGCUGAACUUUGUGAUGUUGUAUUCCUAGAAUGUUGUUCCUCGUAAUGUCGUCAUAGCAGUAUGAUCCAUGUUAUGUUUGGACUAGGUAUUUUUCUUGUUCCCAGAUGCCCCAGACGUGUGUGUUUGUAAACUCAUUCAUCACCCUUCAUCCAUCAUGGGUGGUGAAACUUUAAUAAAUUAGUAUCUGUUGAUCAA
Sorghum bicolor (sorghum) is the source of this 1814-nucleotide messenger RNA. RefSeq names its product BAG family molecular chaperone regulator 7. Lineage: Eukaryota; Viridiplantae; Streptophyta; Magnoliopsida; Poales; Poaceae. The record is from RefSeq and is a predicted model, not a curated record. Bases 272 to 1528 code for a protein of 418 amino acids. The transcript has 3 exons. Gene Ontology annotation, cellular component: plasmodesma. Gene Ontology annotation, biological process: protein folding.